AUGUCCGCCGGAACAGAGGCUGCGGAAUCCGCGAGCACGUCCUCGCCCAGCGCUGCCACUGAGCUACCCCCGGCUCCAAACGGCCCCGCCUUCGUCACCCCGGCCUCAUACCUGCGCCCUCCUCCUGCAUCGCGCCCCUCGCAAACUCCCAAGGUGCUCACGCCCACCGACAAGGAACAGAUCGAAGCUCUGCGCGCGAUUCGAGCCUUCCUCAAAGUCCGCACGAGCUACGAUGUCCUCCCGCUCAGCUUCCGCCUGAUCAUAUUCGAUACUUCCCUGCUCGUCAAGAAGAGCCUGAACAUCCUCAUUCAGAACGGAAUCGUGUCCGCCCCGUUGUGGGAUUCCAAAACCUCCACCUUCGCCGGCCUGCUCACGACGUCCGACUACAUCAAUGUCAUCCAGUACUACUGGCACAAUCCUGACGCGUUGGCGCAGAUAGACCAGUUUCGACUCAACAACCUACGUGACAUUGAAAAGGCCCUUGGUGUCACGCCCAUCGAGACUGUAUCCAUCCACCCGGAAAAACCGCUGUACGAGGCAUGCCGUCGGAUGCUGGAGUCCCGGGCCAGGAGAAUUCCGCUGGUCGACAUCGACGAUGAAACGCAGCGGCACAUGGUCGUCAGCGUCGUAACUCAGUACCGCAUUCUGAAGUUCAUCGCGGUCAACGUCAAGGAGACGGAAAACCUGAAGAAGACGCUGAAGGAAAUCAACGUGGGGUCGUACGAAAACUUGGCAACAGCCUCCAUGGAUACGCCGGUCAUGGAUGUCAUUCAUAUGCUGGUUCGGAAGAGCAUCUCCAGCGUUCCGAUUUUGGACAGAGACGGCGUCGUCAUAAACGUGUUCGAGUCGGUCGACGUCAUCACGCUCAUCAAGGGCGGCGUGUACGACGAUCUGAAUCUCACGGUUGGUGAGGCGCUGCUCAAGCGCAACGAUGACUUUGCCGGAAUCUACACGUGCUCUAUGUACGAUCGCCUAGACACCAUCUUCGACACUAUUCGCAAGUCUCGUGUCCACCGGCUGGUGGUUAUUGAUGAGAACAGCCACCUGAAGGGGGUACUGACUCUGAGCGACAUACUGGAAUAUGUUCUUCUGGAGGGCGAAGGAGACGAGGCCCCGUCGUAA
Diplodia corticola is the source of this 1122-nucleotide messenger RNA. Its product is annotated as nuclear protein snf4. The coding region runs from base 1 to 1122 and encodes 373 amino acids. Lineage: Eukaryota; Fungi; Ascomycota; Dothideomycetes; Botryosphaeriales; Botryosphaeriaceae. The transcript is spliced from 6 exons. The record is from RefSeq and is a predicted model, not a curated record.